This is a messenger RNA of Symbiodinium sp. CCMP2456, 1561 nucleotides long. NCBI's taxonomy places the organism in Eukaryota, Dinophyceae, Suessiales, Symbiodiniaceae. The record is from the annotation of a GenBank genome assembly.
AUGGCCGCCUCGCUUCAAAGCACCCGUCGCGUCGUGCUUUUGGGCUCCUCCGGAGGCGGUGCUGCCACACUUGGCGGCGGCGACGCUGAGACCCUCCGCGCUGCUCUCGCCACUCAGCUGAGCGGCAUCCAGGGCGGAUGUGUGAUCUCCGAAGCCAUCUUCGUUGCCUGUGAUGAGACGGCCCUCGAUAGCGCCGCUGGCACUGCUAGAGCCUCGCUGUGGACGCUUCAGGGGGACCGCCUAAGGUGUCACUUGGAGGGGCCUUUGGAGAAAGUCAACACCCAGGCGCUUCUCCUGGACGCCGAGCUUGCCUCGAGGAUGGAGGCUGUGGAUGGCGUCAUUGCCAUCUCCACAGAUGUGGGCCCAGGUGGUGUGAAUCGCCGCACGAUGGCCGCGGCGGGCCAGGCCAAGAUUCCGGUAGCUGGCACCGGAGGCACCAGCCUUUCGCUUGCGGCGUCCGAUCUUGGCUGCUGCCUUGCAGGUAACGCGGGCGGCUCAGUGGCCACAACCCCGGAGACCAAGGCUUUGGGGAUCGCUGCAGGCUUGGCCAGUGCCUGGGGUGCGACCUUUGCGCCUCCAACGAGCCGCCGAAGCUUUGCUUGGCAUUCCGCCUUGGAUGGCUGCUUGCCAGCCUUUCUGGCGGCUUCCUGCCUGAACCAGGCCCUGCCCAGCUCGGCGCCCGCUGAGCUUCGCCUGGCCUUGCAAGUGCAGGUGCUCCCUCCAGUACUGGGAGCGGCGGCUGCUCAGCAGGGCUCCGGACUUGGUGAGCUCGCUCUAUUGGGCGGUGCGCUGCUUGGGUCGCUUUGUCGCGGUUCCUGCGCCGCCGCCCUGCUUGGAGGGCGGAUCUUUGCCUCUUUGGCCCCCCGAUGUUUGGUGCUCUGCGCACGACUAUCGAUCCCAGCCACGGCCACCGCGCUGUCAGUGGCCGGGGGCCUGUCCACGAUGUUGGGCACCCUGGCUUUCGUGAUGGCGCCACAGGCUGCUGAAGCCACGGAGGUGCUCCGGCGCAGCCUCCGCACCUCCUUGAGCUACGGACCACCGGGGCUCGCCGGUGCCUUUGCCGGGGUUCUGAUGAACUUUGGAUCCCGAAGGGGCUGGUACCAUCAAUUCUUUCUGCCCCUGAUCUUGGUGGAAAUGGAGCACGCUUCCAUGUCCUUCCUGGGUGCCCUCGACUGGCUCACUCUGUGCAUGACAGGCGCCGGAGCUUGUGCAGCGCAGUGGCUUCUGCCACGGCGGCAAGAGGAAAAGAAAGAAGCUGACACCCGUCUGGCCAAGAGGGGAGUGGCCCUGAACCUCUUCUUCGGCGACUACAUCGAAGCCUGCUUCCCCUUCCUUGCGCGGGACUUCGCCCUGGAUGCGUCAGUUUACAUCGCCUCCGGGCUGGCCGGCGCCAUCAUCGCUACCGGCGGCGGGGCACAGAGCACCGCUUACCUCGCCGCCCCUCUUGCGAUUGCAGUCGGCACAGAGCGGCCUGCCUUGGCCAAGGCUGCGGCGGUCGCGUUCGGGCUGCCCCUGGCCGCCGGCCUUGCCUCAAACGCCCUUCGCCGAUCGCGAGAAAAAC